Phytophthora sojae is the source of this 2169-nucleotide messenger RNA. RefSeq lists its product as hypothetical. The record is from RefSeq and is a predicted model, not a curated record. The transcript has 8 exons. Gene Ontology annotation, cellular component: membrane. NCBI's taxonomy places the organism in Eukaryota, Oomycota, Peronosporomycetes, Peronosporales, Peronosporaceae. Gene Ontology annotation, molecular function: voltage-gated potassium channel activity. Gene Ontology annotation, biological process: potassium ion transport; transmembrane transport. The coding region runs from base 1 to 2169 and encodes 722 amino acids.
AUGAUGAGCGGCAAGCGGGAGCCCGAGAGCCCCAAGAAAGGGCCGGACGUAUCGAGGAUCGCCAGCAUGCCGCAGUCCCCGUUCAUGGCCCGGCAGGCCGAGCGGGCCCACAUGACGGGCCUCUCCCCCAUCGAGGAGAUGCGGCUGGCGCAGAACGAGCUGCGCGCAAAGGUGGCCGCUCGCCUCCCGCCACUGCCGCUGCCCCCGAUGCUGCAGCCCAAACCAACGCCCAAGACGCCGCGUCGAAUGAGUCUCCACGACCAGUUGACGCAGUCGAGCUUGAUGCAGCUCGUGACGAUGCGGAACAUGAUCCGCAAGGUCAAGAACCGAGCCAAAGUGGCGGCGGUGAAGCCUGCGGACGGCAAGAUCAGCGAGUUCCAGGACCAAAGGCUCGAGCGAGAUAUGGACGAGCUCACGCCAGCCGAGGCGCUGGACUUUGUGGAGACCGUGUCCAAGAAUGAGCUCAUCAUCAACAAGAAGAAGCAGAAAAUCAACGAACUGGCAAUGCCGAAGUACAUCAUUUCGCCAAACGGAAAGUUUCGCGUGCGGUGGGACCUCCUCUCGGUCACGCUCAUUUGCUACAACUCUGUCAGCAUUCCCUUCCAGUUGUCGUUCGGAGCUUCUGUGGCAGAACCGAUCUCGGCGAUCGAAUACAUUCAACGAGUUAUUGACUGCUUCUUCAUCGCAGACAUCUUCGUUAAUUUCGUCUCUGCGUAUGAAGAGCACGGCCAAAUUGAAGUGAAGCUCCACAAAAUCGCCAAAAAGUACUUCAAUUCGUGGUUUCUGCUGGACUUCAUCUCAGCCUUCCCGCUUUACUACAUCCAGGGCUCGUACUUCCGCAUUCCACAGCUUGCGCGAUUGUUUCGACUCUUUCGUCUCUUUCGACUAGUUCGAAUGCUGACCAUCACGCGCAUUCUCAACAGGCUGGACUACGCGUUGCUCCUACGGUCCACUGUGAGCAGCAUCUUUAAAUUCGGCAUGCUAGUAUGCUUUACGUCACAUUGGCUUAGCUGCUUCUUCUUCCUGAUCAGUUAUGAUCAAGAAGAUGGUUGGGUCGCCACGAUGGACCUCGAGGAUAAAGGCAUGUACGACAAGUACGUGACGUCGUUCUACUGGGCGAUCAUGACCAUGACGACAGUAGGCUACGGAGAUGUCCAUCCGACCACGACACAUGAACGUAUCUUUGCCAUUUUCGCGAUGAUCAUCGGCGCGUGGAUAUUCGCGUACGGUAUCACCAACGUCGUAGCCAUGGUGACCAACUUGAACGGCCCGGACAGUCGCUUUCAGCUGCGGAUGGAUGAGCUGAACGACUACAUGGAGGCCCGCGAGCUGCCAAUGCAGCUACGGUACGAGAUCCGCGAGUUCUACUUCAACGCGCGCAUUUCGGCCGAGUCCAAGCUGGUCAACGAAGGCAAAAUCCUCGCCGAGCUGUCAGCUCUGCUGCGGUCCAAGAUUGCGUUUGCAAUCAACGACAGUGUGCUGAACAAAAUGCCCUUCUUCGCCGGAGCAGACCACAAUUUCCUCAUGGAGUUGGCGCUGAGCAUGCGCAUGGUGUGCUUCCCGCCGCUCGAAGAGGUCAUCUUGGAGGGCGAGAUCGGCGAGGAGAUGUUCUUCAUCUUCCGCGGCGUCGUGGAGAUCGUCAAGGCCGGCGUGCAGCUCGGCCUGCUCGGCCAGAAGCAGUACUUCGGCGAAAUGGCCAUCCUGAACCAGAACUGCCUGCGAACAGCAACCGUGCGUACCUUGUGCUUCUGCGAGCUGCGCAUGCUCACGCGCGAGAAGUUCCUCAUCGCACUCACGCACUACCCGGCCAUGAAGGAGCGCAUCGCGCGCAUCGUGGAGAAACGUUCCAAGACGACCCCGAAGAAACUGAGCACGACGGCGAGCUCCUCAUCGGUGGAGACGUCGCUGACCGCCCUCGAGAAAAUGGCGGCGUCCGCUUCGAUCGAUGACAAGACCGCCAAGCAACUGGCCACCCCCACGCCGGCCACGACUCUAAAUCGUAUCUCGCAGCUCAACUCGGACUUCUCCGGGUUCUUUCGCUCGCAAACUGCCGAGAGCGAGCUGGAGAAGAUCCAGGCCAAGAUCAGCGCCAUGAUCCAGCAACAGGACCGACUGGCCAAGCUUGUAGUGGACCUGGAAGAGCAGAUGAAUGAAGCCCGCCAAGCGUAG